AAUACAAAUGGACAUCACCUCUGGACAAGCUGAUAUGAUUCUCCUCUUUUGCUUUAUCUUACCAUGUUUUCUUAUCUUCAUCACUUCAAAAUCCGGACGCAGUCCUCCUCAAGUAUCCGCGGUGCCUCCGGGACCUCCACGGUUACCCAUCAUCGGAAACGUCCAUCUUAUCGGAAAGAACCCACAUCGCUCAUUCGCAGAUCUCUCAAAAAUGUAUGGACCGGUCAUGAGUCUUAAGCUUGGAUUUUUAAAUUCAGUGGUCAUAUCUUCACGGGACGCUGCAAGAGAAGUACUAAGAACACAUGAUCAAAUCUUGUCUGCCCGGUACUUAAAUGCAGCGGUUCAAUCCAAUAAUCAUCAUGACUUCUCCGUGGCCUGGCUUCAUCCAACGUCUACUCGUUGGAGGAUGUUGAGGAAACUAUCUGCGACUCAGUUAUUUUCACCACAACGUAUCGAGGCCACCAAAGCAUUGAGGAUGAAGAGGGCGCAAGAACUUGUCAACUUCAUUAGUGAAUGCAGUGAAAGAGAGGAAGCUGUUGAUAUUUCUCGUGCAUCCUUCGUCACAGCUCUCAAUAUCGUAUCAAACAUUUUGUUUUCAGUUAAUCUCGGUAGCUACGACUCGAAAAAUUCAAAUGUGUUUCAAGAGUUGAUGACUGGUGUCAUGGAAGCUCUCGGAAACCCAGACUUUGCUAACUUCUUCCCAAUAAUGAGGUUUCUUGACCUGCAAGGUAAUAGUAAGAAGAUGAAAGACUACUCAGAGAGGUUGUUUCAGGUAUUUCGAGAGCUUUACAAUGCUCGGAUUGUGGAAAAUUCAUCACGGACAGGCGAGAAAGAUGUUUCAAGCAGCGACUUCGUAGAUGCACUCAUCGAUCUCCACGAAAGAGAACAACCUGAGAUCAACAAUAACGAGAUCGAACACCUACUUCUCGAUCUGUUCGCAGCGGGCACGGAUACAACCUCUAGUACCGUGGAAUGGGCACUGGCGGAAUUACUUCGAACCCCAAAAACGAUGACAAAAGUUCAAGACGAGAUCAAUCAUGUGAUAGGCGAAAACGGUGUCAUUCAAGAGUCUGAUAUUUCAGAAUUGCCGUAUUUGCAAGCGGUCGUUAAAGAAACUUUCCGAUUACACCCUGCUGCUCCACUUCUUCUCCCACGGAAAGCGGAAGCAGACGUGGAUGUCCUUGGUUUCCUUGUGCCUAAAAACACUCAGGUUCUUGUGAACGCAUGGGCCAUAGGAAGAGACCCGAAUGCAUGGGAGAACCCGAACAGUUUCGAACCAGAGAGGUUUUUGGGUAAGGAUAUGGACGUGAAAGGUAAAGAUUAUGAGCUAACACCGUUUGGGUCCGGACGUAGACUUUGUCCGGGAAUGCCUUUGGCUGUGAAAACAGUGCCUCUCAUGCUUGCUUCUCUUCUCUAUUCAUUUGACUGGAAGCUUCCUAACAGCGUCAAUUCAGAGGAUUUGGACAUGGACGAGACCUUUGGUCUCACAUUGCACAAGACCAUUCCGUUACAUGCCGUGCCUCUCAUGAAACGCGCUAUAAGUAUAAAUUAAUAAUGUUUUAUUAUGUUUGAAUGUAAUGGUUUCACAAACCAUAGGAAUAAUCAAUAAUCUUAUGAUUCGAAUACAAAUAAUUUAAAGACUCUGUUUCUGUCUUUUUGAGGCGUUUAGACUUUAAACUGUAAUAGUAACAAACAGUAAAUCAAAGAAAGAAAAAGUUUGGCUGAAUCAUUAAGAGGAAAUUAAA
Messenger RNA from Capsella rubella, 1745 nucleotides. Its product is annotated as cytochrome P450 76C4-like. Gene Ontology annotation, molecular function: iron ion binding; oxidoreductase activity, acting on paired donors, with incorporation or reduction of molecular oxygen; heme binding. NCBI's taxonomy places the organism in Eukaryota, Viridiplantae, Streptophyta, Magnoliopsida, Brassicales, Brassicaceae. The record is from RefSeq and is a predicted model, not a curated record. The transcript is spliced from 3 exons. Bases 8 to 1552 code for a protein of 514 amino acids.